AUGUCUGUAGUAAUUUGUGACCAGGAUGAACAGCAAUGCAAACAAACGCCGGGGUCCCUAUCCCUGCCUGUUCUGCAAAGGAUUGGGGACGUCACACUAGGGGGUCUGUUUCCUCUUCAUGAAACGGUAGUGGAGCCACAUCGCUCCUUCACCACCCUGCCUUCAAACCUACACUGCACCAGCUUUAGCUUGCGAAUAUUUCGCAUGGCACAAAGUAUGAUCUUUGCAAUUGAAGAGAUCAACAGGGAGGGAAAACUCCUUCCAAACGUCACUCUGGGUUAUAAGAUAUAUGACUCAUGCAGCACCCCCUACCAGGCCUUGAAGGCUGCCAUGGAGCUGAUGGGAACCGAGCAAGAUUCAGAGGUAGAGAUGGUGGAUAAUCACAUGUGUCCCGGGACUGUUCCUGUGGUGAUAGGAGACGCCGGAUCAACCCAGUCUCUAGUUGUAGCUCGUUUCCUCGGAGCCUUCCAUGUGCCUCAGGUGAGCUAUUUCUCCAGCUGUGCUUGUCUCAGUAACAAAAAGGAGUACCCUGCCUUCUUAAGAACCAUGCCCAGUGACCUCUUCCAGGUUGAUGCACUAGUUCAGCUCGUCAAACAUUUCCAGUGGACGUGGGUAGGAGUAAUAGCAGGAGAUGACGUUUAUGGUCGUAGUGGUGCAGCUGUCUUUGCUAAUGAGGUUAAGAAGUUUGGUGCCUGUGUGGCCCUCCAAGAGAUAAUCCCCAAGAACCAUGCAAGAGAGGCCUUGGCCGCUAUUGUUUCCAGGAUUCGAUCCUCAGGGGCUUUGGUGGUCCUGGUGUUUGCGGUGGAACAAGAUGCUGGGGCACUGUUUGAUGAGGCACUCAGGCAGGGACUAACAGGGAUACAAUGGCUGGCCAGUGAGGCAUGGAGCACAGCCCCUGUGCUCUCCACCCCUCCCAAGUACCAUCAAAUCCUCCAAGGCACUAUAGGGUUAGCCGUCCGAGGAGUAUACAUUCCUGGCCUUCAAGACUUUCUACUGCGUCUACACCCCUCAAACCCAGAUGCCUCUGAGAAUCCCUUUCUGAUUCCUUUCUGGGAAAAGGUCUUUGGGUGCCGUUUAGGUGCCAAUUCUGGAAAUCAAAUUGAAAAUGAUAAACCUCUGUGUUCUGGAUCAGAGGAUCUGAGAAGUAUGAAAAACAUCUACUCCGAUUUUUCCAAACUAAGGAUUUCUUACAAUGUCUACAAAGCUGUCUAUGCUAUUGCCCAUGCGAUUAAAUCCAUGAUGAGCUGCAAGAAGGAUGCUGGACCAUUUCCACUGAAGGCUUGUCCAGAUACAACCAAUAUACAGCCAUGGCAGCUUCUUCAUUACCUUAAGGAGGUGGAUUACAUUAAUCAGUUUGGUGAGGAGACCAAGUUUGAUCACAAUGGUGACCCAGUCGCUAUUUAUGAUCUACUCAAUUGGCAACUGGGAUUUGAUGGCGAGCAAAUUGUAACCAUUGGCAUGUUUGAUGGGACAGCAACAGCUGACCAGAAAAAACUCAAGCUCCAAGAAGAGAACAUUAUAUGGAAUGGCAACAAGACAACAGUUCCUGAGUCAGUAUGCAGCAGUCCUUGUCUACAAGGCACCAGAAAGGCCAUCCGACCAAACUUUCCUAUAUGCUGCCAUGACUGUGUGGUCUGUAGAGCUGGGGAGAUUAGCAAUCAGACUAAUUCCAUAGAGUGUGUACUCUGCUUGCCGCAGUUUUGGUCCAAUGUUGAGAGAACAGCCUGCUUUCCCAAAGAAGUGGACUUCCUGUCCUUCAGCGACACCAUGGGCAUAACCCUCAUAACUAUUGCCCUGCUUGGCUCCUUGUGCACUUGUUGGGUUAUCUUUAUAUUCUCUUGUCACAUAUCUUCUCCAAUAGUUAGAGCCAACAACUCUGAGCUGAGCUUCCUGCUUCUCUUCUCCUUGACUCUGUGUUUCCUGUGUUCUCUGACCUUCAUCGGCCGUCCCUCAGACUGGUCCUGUAUGCUUCGCCAAACAGCUUUCGGGAUCACCUUUGUCCUCUGUAUCUCUUGUGUUCUGGGUAAAACAAUAGUGGUAUUGAUGGCCUUUAGGGCAACACUUCCAGGCAGCAAUCUUAUGAAAUGGUUUGGACCUGUACAGCAAAGAGCCUUCAUUACCCUUUCAACCUUGGUCCAGGUUAUUAUUUGUAUAAUUUGGUUGACGGUGGCUCCUCCUACUCCACAAAAACUGAUGCCUAGAGAGAGUGCUAUCGUUAUACUCUUAUGUGACGAGGGUUCAGCUCUAGGAUUUGCUCUGGUCCUCGGUUAUAUUGGCCUGCUGGCCUGCCUCUGCCUCUUCUUGGCCUUCCUAGCAAGGAAACUACCAGACAACUUCAAUGAGGCCAAGUACAUAACCUUCAGCAUGCUGAUCUUCUGUGCUGUCUGGGUGGCCUUCAUCCCAGCCUACAUCAGCUCUCCAGGGAAGUAUGCUGUGGCUGUGGAGAUCUUUGCCAUCCUGGCUUCUAGUUAUGGCCUGUUAGCCUGUAUUUUUGCUCCCAAAUGUUACAUAAUCUUGCUGAAGCCAGAAAAAAACUCUCGAAAACAUCUAAUGUCAAAGACAUCUGUGCAAUGA
This is a messenger RNA of Gadus chalcogrammus (walleye pollock), 2574 nucleotides long. RefSeq names its product extracellular calcium-sensing receptor-like. NCBI's taxonomy places the organism in Eukaryota, Metazoa, Chordata, Actinopteri, Gadiformes, Gadidae. Bases 1 to 2574 code for a protein of 857 amino acids. The transcript has 10 exons. Gene Ontology annotation, molecular function: G protein-coupled receptor activity. Gene Ontology annotation, cellular component: membrane. The record is from RefSeq and is a predicted model, not a curated record. Gene Ontology annotation, biological process: G protein-coupled receptor signaling pathway.